UGGAGUCGGGGCGCAGCUCAAACAUGGCGGCGGCUGGCACGGGCCGGUGAGGCGGUACCAGGUGGGGGCUGUCGGGUGUCAUGGGCGGUGGCGGCGGCACCGCCUCCGCGUCUCCCUGAGCCGGACCUCACGGGGGACUCUGCGCCAAGCCGGGCGAUGGACGAGAGCGGCGAGCUGGGUGGUCAGGAGACCAUGGACACCCUGACUGAGCUGGGCGACGAGCUGACUCUGGGGGACAUCGAUGAAAUGCUACAAUUCGUCAGCAAUCAAGUGGGAGAGUUCCCUGAUUUGUUUUCAGAGCAGCUAUGUAGCUCCUUCCCUGGAGGUGGUGGCAGUGGCAGCGGCAGCAACAGUGGCAGCAACAGCAAUGGCAGAGGCAACGGUGGUGGAACCACAGAUCCUGCAAUACAGCGGGCUUUCAGCCAGGUCCCGUUACCUACCUUCUCCCCCUCGGCUGCCUCCCCUCAGGCUCCAGCCCUACAGGUCAAAGUCUCUCCUACCCCACCAAGGGCAACCCCUGUUCUCCAGCCCAGACCCCAGCCCCAGCCCCAGCCUUCAGCUCCGCUUCAGCAGCAGACGGUAAUGAUCACACCAACAUUCAGCACUGCUCCGCAGACGAGGAUCAUCCAGCAGCCUCUGAUAUACCAGAAUGCAGCAACCAGCUUUCAAGUCCUGCAGCCUCAAGUCCAAAGCCUGGUGACAUCCCCGCAGGUACAGCCAGUCACGAUCCAGCAGCAGGUGCAGACUGUACAGGCCCAGCGGGUGUUGACACAGACAGCCAAUGGCACACUGCAGACCCUUGCCCCAGCCACAGUGCAGACAGUUGCUGCACCCCAGGUGCAGCAGGUCCCGGUCCUUGUUCAGCCUCAGAUCAUUAAGACAGAUUCCCUUGUUUUGACCACACUGAAAACAGAUGGCAGCCCUGUUAUGGCUGCAGUCCAGAAUCCAGCCCUCACUGCCCUCACCACCCCCCUCCAGACGGCUGCCCUUCAAGUACCAACCCUGGUUGGCAGCAAUGGGACCAUUCUGACCACAAUGCCUGUAAUGAUGGGACAAGAAAAAGUUCCUAUUAAGCAAGUACCCGGGGGUGUAAAGCAGCUAGAGCCCCCCAAAGAAGGAGAGAGGCGGACAACACAUAAUAUUAUUGAAAAGCGCUAUCGAUCCUCUAUCAACGACAAAAUCAUAGAGUUGAAGGACUUGGUCAUGGGAACAGAUGCCAAGAUGCACAAGUCUGGCGUUCUGAGGAAGGCCAUUGAUUACAUCAAAUAUUUGCAGCAGGUCAAUCACAAGCUGCGUCAGGAGAACAUGGUGCUGAAAUUGGCAAAUCAGAAAAACAAGCUCCUGAAAGGCAUUGACUUAGGCAGUCUGGUGGACAGUGAUGUGGACUUGAAGAUGGAUGACUUUAAUCAGAAUGUCCUUCUGAUGUCUCCCCCGGCCUCUGACUCAGGGUCCCAGGCAGGCUUCUCCCCUUAUUCCAUUGACUCUGAGCCAGGAAGUCCUCUGCUGGAUGAUGCAAAGGUCAAGGAUGAACCAGACUCUCCUCCUGUGGCACUGGGCAUGGUGGACCGAUCUCGAAUUCUGCUGUGCGUCCUCACCUUCUUGGGCCUCUCCUUUAACCCCUUGACUUCCUUGCUUCAGUGGGGAGGAGCCCACGAUGCUGAGCAGCACCCAUACUCAGGCUCUGGCCGCAGUGUACUGUCAUUGGAGUCAGGUUCUGGGGGCUGGUUUGACUGGAUGAUGCCGACUCUCCUCUUGUGGCUGGUAAAUGGUGUGAUUGUCUUGAGCGUCUUUGUGAAGCUGUUGGUCCACGGGGAGCCAGUGAUCCGUCCACACUCACGCUCCUCAGUCACCUUCUGGAGACACCGGAAGCAGGCCGACCUAGACCUUGCCAAAGGCGAUUUUGCGGCUGCUGCUGCCAAUCUUCAAACCUGCUUAUCAGUUUUGGGCCGGGCACUGCCUACCUCCCGCUUGGACUUGGCCUGCAGCCUCUCCUGGAAUGUGAUCCGGUACAGCCUGCAGAAGCUGCGCCUGGUACGCUGGAUACUCAAAAAAGUCUUCCAGCGCUGGCGGGCUACCCCAGCCACUGCAGCUGGCUUUGAGGACGAAGCUAAGAGCAGUGCGAGAGAUGCAGCCCUGGCCUAUCACAGGCUGCACCAGCUGCAUAUCACAGGGAAGCUUCCUGCAGGAUCCACCUGUUCAGAUGUACACAUGGCUUUGUGUGCUGUGAACCUCGCCGAGUGUGCCGAGGAGAAGAUCCCACCAAGCACACUUAUUGAGAUCCAUCUGACAGCCGCCAUGGGGCUCAAGACCCGAUGUGGAGGCAAGCUGGGCUUUUUGGCUAGCUACUUCCUUAAUCGUGCCCAGAGUCUGUGUGGCCCAGAGCACAGCACUGUCCCUGACUCCCUGCGCUGGCUCUGCCACCCCUUGGGUCAGAAGUUUUUCAUGGAGCGAAGCUGGUCAGUCAAAUCAGCAGCCAAGGAGAGUCUGUAUUGCGCCCAGAGGAACCCAGCUGACCCCAUUGCCCAGGUCCACCAGGCUUUCUGCAAAAACCUUCUGGAAAAAGCCGUGGAGUCCUUGGUGAAACCUCAGACUAAGAAGAAGGCAAGCGACCAGGAGGAUGAGAGCUGUGAAUUUUCCAGUGCCCUAGAGUAUUUGAAAUUACUUCAUUCUUUUGUGGACUCUGUGGGGUUUGUGACCCCACCAUUCUCCAGCAGUUCUGUGCUCAAGUCAGCCCUUGGUCCAGAUAUCAUCUGUAGGUGGUGGACAUCUGCAAUCACUAUGGCCAUCAGCUGGCUCCAGGGAGAUGAUGCUGCUGUGCGCUCUCAUUUUACUGAAGUGGAACGGGUCCCCAAGGCCCUGGAAGUGACUGAGAGUCCCUUGGUGAAGGCCGUCUUCUAUGCCUGUAGAGCCAUGCACGCCUCACUCUCUGGGAAAGGAGAUGGGCAACAGAAUUCCUUCUGUCAUUGCGAGAGGGCCAGUGGUCACCUGUGGAGCAGUCUCAAUGUCAGUGGAGCUACUUCUGAUCCUUCACUUAACCAUGUGGUCCAGCUGCUUACCUGUGACCUACUACUGUCUCUGAGGACAGCACUGUGGCAAAAGCAGGCCGGCACCAGCCAGGGCCUGGGUGAGACCUACCAUGCAUCAGGCACUGAGCUGGCUGGCUUCCAACGGGACCUGGGCAGCCUGCGCAGACUGGCUCAUAGCUUCCGCCCAGCAUACCGCAAGGUGUUCCUGCAUGAAGCCACUGUGCGCUUGAUGGCAGGAGCCAGCCCCACGCGAACACACCAGCUGCUGGAGCAUAGCCUUCGGCGGCGUACCAGUCAGAACACCAAGCAUGGAGACCUAGACACCUGGCCUGGCCAACGAGAACGAGCUACUGCCAUCCUGCUGGCCUGCCGCCAUCUUCCCCUCUCUUUCCUGUCUUCCCCAGGCCAGCGGGCAGUACUGCUGGCUGAAGCUGCCCGCACCCUGGAGAAGGUGGGUGACCGACGUUCCUGCAAUGACUGCCAGCAGAUGAUUGUCAAGCUGGGUGGUGGCACUGCCAUCGCUGCCUCCUGACCACGUCCGGGGCUUGGUCCACCUCUUUCCACCUUUGUCCCUUUCUUCCAGGACCUUCCCUUUGUGUCUCAGACUGUCUCCCCAUCUGUUUUUCUUCCUUCUCCAAGAGCUGUGAGGAUGAAGGCAAGACUGACUUUCUGAGCUGUACCUGCCAAGGCUUUUGGAUUGUUUCAGGCCAGUAGGACCAUGGGCAGAGCUCUUUACAACUGCUGUGGUCUCAGCCCAGGUGGCCUGAGCAGGAAUGGGGUGAUCUCCUCACUUGAAAGCAACGUAGGGUGCUGCCGAGCCCCUUCCCCAGCCCUCUGGAGACUCUUGAGUGUCUCCCUCUCUGCCUCUUCGGGUUUUUUUGUUAUGUUUUGUUUUUUGUUUUUUUUUUUAUCAGGCUUUCUCUGGGAACUAGGUCUCUGUGCAGCAGAGAGCAUUUUGCAUUCUGGACUUAUCUGGCAUGCCCCUUUUUAUACAGAUGUUUUUAUAUGUGUGUGCUUGGGCCUGCCACGAUACAGGGCAAAGUUGCUGUGGCAUCUUUAUUUCUCUCCCUGGGUCUGCAUUCCUCUCCUGUGCCUGACUAAGCCUGUUCAUUGUUUUCUUGUCAUUACAAGGGACAGCCAGGGAAGGAAGGGAGCCCAGCCCUGGGAGGUGGGUGGGAGGCAGGGGCAGGUCUAGGGAUGGAUGAAAUAAUGUUGGCAUUGUUUUUUAAUUUUUUAAAAAAUAAAUGGUAUCUUAUUUAAUUGUCCUGUUCCUUCCCACUCCUCCACCCCCUGAGAUGGCAGCCUGAGCUCAGGGAGGCCCAAGGGGCUGGACAGGAUAAAGCCACCAUUGGGCCUGGGAUCCAGGGGUCUUCAGCAUGAUUAUUUGUUCCUUCUAGCUCAGCCUAACUCCUACCUCCCGUAUAGUGUAUUUUUAUCCUGAAUUCCUGUCUGUGAAUAAGCCAGGGUGGCAGAUACUGGUCCCAAGCCCUCCCCAGCAGCAAGCCUCUCUUUUUCAGGGUAGGAAUCAGGUCUCUUGCCUUGGGAUGGGGGAGUCCUAGGAAGAAGUGGUCCUGCUUUUCUGGACUGCUUGGUCAGGGCUUCCUGAGAGACUUAAGAGGAAUUCUCCCACCUUGUGCUUCUCUUCCCUUCAAGCUGGUUGAAGCAGAGAGCAGACAGGGGUGGGCCCUUCCUGUGCUUGGACCCCAUUUAUCCUAUUCUCUGUCUCUCCCCAGCUAUCACUGUAAUUUAUGGCCCCCGCCCACGGGGCAGCCCAGCCCUUGUGUCUUGUGUAUAUACUGUGCCUUUUCUCCUUGUUGGGGGGGGAGGGUGGUUUUUCACUGAACAGGGGAUACACCUAUGUCUUCCUUGAUGUUGAAACAUUCACCAUGUGCUGGACAUAGGUUAUUCAAUAAACACAGAUUGGU
This is a messenger RNA of Chionomys nivalis (European snow vole), 4951 nucleotides long. It is a transcript of the gene Srebf2, whose product is annotated as sterol regulatory element binding transcription factor 2. The record is from RefSeq and is a predicted model, not a curated record. Gene Ontology annotation, biological process: positive regulation of cholesterol storage; positive regulation of transcription by RNA polymerase II. Gene Ontology annotation, cellular component: nucleus. The coding region runs from base 157 to 3558 and encodes 1133 amino acids. Gene Ontology annotation, molecular function: DNA-binding transcription factor activity, RNA polymerase II-specific; protein dimerization activity; RNA polymerase II cis-regulatory region sequence-specific DNA binding. The transcript has 19 exons. NCBI's taxonomy places the organism in Eukaryota, Metazoa, Chordata, Mammalia, Rodentia, Cricetidae.